Molecule: messenger RNA, 1931 nt
Organism: Microbotryum saponariae
Lineage: Eukaryota; Fungi; Basidiomycota; Microbotryomycetes; Microbotryales; Microbotryaceae
Source: the annotation of a GenBank genome assembly
AUGGCCACCGUCGCUGAAACCAUCCCCGUCGUCGCCGCCCCGGAUACGCCCGUCGAGACCGUCGCCGCUGCCCCCGCCGCGACAGAGGAGACCACCCCGGCAGUCGCUCCUGCUGCCGAUGCCCCCGCCGGCCCCGUCGCUACUGCCGUCGAGGAACCCAAGGUCGAGUCCAAGAAGAGGACACCCUUGACUGAUCUCAAGAACAAGUUGUUCAAGGUAUGUUCCUCCGUCUUCCCACGUGUGCGUGGGCUGGGACCGUUUAGGCGCCAGGCUCUCGGAACAGUGGCCUUUUGUGUCCGUUGCCAGGCGUCUCUUCGCAUCACCGGCGUGGUCUUGGCUCGAUCUUCUUCGCCGAGCGUCGUGUCACCUUCACGGGUGUGGUAGCGAGUAACCUUGAAUGGUGCCCCCCUUGGUUGAUCAAGGGCGCACCGAUCGAUUCGAGUGGCCCUGCACGUAGUAGUACUCCACGCGACGGCUGCGAAGCUCGAAGACAAGGGGGUCUGUGCUCGACCGAGCCGGACGCUGCUGGAAGGGCCGCUUCCGAUCAACUCUUGGAGCCUUUCUUCUCAAGAUCAAGUCGAGUCAACCUUACGUUCCGGAAGGAGCGCAUAUCACCUCUCCAACAUGAGCUUCGGACCCGUUCGAUCAUAGCGCUUAAAGCUGACGAGAAUCUCACCCCCUCUCCUCGGCCCUCCACCGCAGCACAAGGAGUCGGCGAGUUCUGUUGUUGAGGAGCCUGUUAAGGCUGGCGAGGCGCCAGCACCGGCGGCUGUGACUGAAGCCGGUGAGCUGCCAAUGACGAAUCCAAACUUCACUUGCACACUUGAUGUCCUGACACAAUGGGAUUUUUGCCGGUUCACUAGCGAAGGAGAACGUCGCCGAAGCAGAGGUGCCCGCCGCGGCCGCCCCCGAGUCAAAGGAGGAGAAGACCGUCAAGGAAAAGCGCCCCAAGUCCCCCACAUUGGUCGAGAAGUGAGUCUCGUGUCAUUUCUCGUCUGGUCUCUACCGUUGUCACUAACCCGUUGUUCGCCUUCCCAGGGUCAUCGGAUUCUUUGACAAGAAGAUCGAAAAGAAGUCCGAGAAGGGUGAGCAGCAUCAGCUACCGUGACUGUGUUCUUGUAUUGACUGCUCGGCGCCCUUUGCUUACGUGAUCCUGUAGCGACGACGGAGGAGGCUGCCUCUCUGCCCCAAGUUGUGGAACCCCAAGCUGCCCCCGCAACCGAGGUGAGCUGACUCAACAAACACCGAGUUUAUUGCGGUAGACAUGAUCUGAUUGUCUUUGUUCGAUUGUCUUUGUUCUCGAAGGCACCGGGCGUCGCCGAGGAGGUCAAGGUGGCUGAUACAACCCCGAUCGCUGCCGAAACCCCUGUCGCCGAUACCUCCGCUUCUGCUGAGGCCCACGUGGAGGUGUGUCCGAUUGGGCUCACUAGACCUCAUCAAGGCAAGGUAACUGAAAUGUUUUGGCGAAUUCACAGAAAGAGGAGAAGCCCAAGAAGGACGCGCUCAAACUCUCCCGGCGCUUGUCAGCCCGAGUGGGCGCUCUCUUCCAAUCGCCCAAGAAGGAGAAGAAUUCACCUGCCGAGGGUGCCGCCGCCGUCGAGGGUGCACCGCAAGUCGAAACGGCAAUCGACGAGUCCAAGCUCGAUACGGUCGCACCUGUUAACCCCGGUCCUGCUGCCGUUGUUGAGGAGACUCCAGCUGUCGAGGCACCCAAGGAGCUCGAGCCCGUCCCGGAAGCGCCCAAGGUCGAGGAAGCUGCCGCCGAAGAGACCAAGGUCGUCGAGGUGAGUUGGCUGUUUCGCCCUCCCAUGUGUUAACUAUACUAGGUUGCUAAAUUCUUAUUGUGUACUUUUUAGGGUGCCGCACCCGCUGUAGUGGAGACACCGGCCGAAGCCGCAAAGGAGGCCGAGCCCGUCGUCGCCGCCGCCUGA